Molecule: messenger RNA, 366 nt
Organism: Dibothriocephalus latus
Lineage: Eukaryota; Metazoa; Platyhelminthes; Cestoda; Diphyllobothriidea; Diphyllobothriidae
Source: the annotation of a GenBank genome assembly
AUGGCAAAGCGCCUGCAGCCUAUUGGUUGUCUUCUGCCAAGGCUGUCAGAGGUGCGCAGCCAGUAUGCGGACGCGAGGGAGACAAUCAACAGGCUUGAAGCGGCCAUUUCGGAACGUGAUCGUGAAACGGAGGAGUCUGUCCAUGAUCGAGACCUCGAGAAGAAUACGCUGACUGCCAAAAUCACCGCCCUCGAGGCGAAAGCGGAGGAGGGAACCCAAGCCUAUGCACAAGCCCUGAAAGUUAAUGUAAGUAGACUUUAUGCAUUCAGUGUCUUGUUUCCUUCUACGGUAAACGGACUAGUCCAAACAAACACCACACCACACCACCAGCACCAUAACUUUACUCUCCGUCAUCGUCACCAGUAA